Molecule: messenger RNA, 1723 nt
Organism: Haliotis rubra (blacklip abalone)
Lineage: Eukaryota; Metazoa; Mollusca; Gastropoda; Lepetellida; Haliotidae
Product: glycogen-binding subunit 76A-like
Exons: 2
Coding region: 356-1393 (345 amino acids)
Biological process (GO): regulation of glycogen biosynthetic process
Cellular component (GO): protein phosphatase type 1 complex
Molecular function (GO): protein phosphatase 1 binding; glycogen binding
Source: RefSeq, a predicted model, not a curated record
CGUAUACAUUGAAAUGUACAAGUAGUCCCCUUUGCUCUUUUGACCUACCAGAGUUCAUAUAAUGUGACGUCACAUUACCUUUGCAAUACUCGAGGUCGUUGAUUCACCUUGUGUGACUUUAUACAGGAAACACGCUCUCUCCUGGCUGUGGACUGCUCCAGAGUGACACCCAUCGAGUGGGGCGACCCGAAUAAACGGCUUGAGUGACUAGGCGGAAACCAUGACAGGCGAAGCGAGCCUCGACAUCUAAAAUGAGGAAAACCCUUCGCGAGCCAAGUGUCCUUGAGACUGUCAGCUGGCCGGGGAAUCUAUAAAUGUUACAUGCGGCGUGCCAGGUUAUCAACUACCAGUCACAAUGAACGGGCAUAGGGAAGAAGAUAUGGCUUACUUCCUUCCACGUAGUCUGUCGUAUGUUCAGGAUGGCUACGUGGACGAAUAUAGUGUCAGCUCGGCAUUCGUCCAGAACCCCCGAGAAUCCCGUCAACCCAGGAAAGAACGCAGCCAGUUUAUUCGUCUUUUCGAAGCGAUGGCAAAGGAGGGGGAAGCCAUUUACAAACAAGAAAUCGAGGAAAAUGGGUCUUCGGCGAGCCGGAAGGAAAAACAACUUGUGUGUGAGACGAUUACACCCAGGACAGCUACAGAGAGUGGACAUGACGUAGACGACUACAACAUUAGGAUAGAAGCUUUUCUAAAAUUUAUGUCUUCAAAAGGUCCUGUGUACAAAGAUACAGAACGUAAAGUUUCAAGCAGUGAGUUAAGAAAAUCAUCGUCUCUUAAGACAAACAAGACUCCCCCCGGAACACCAGGGAGCAAAAAGAAAGUUGUCCGUUUCGCGGACGCAAUGGGUUUAGAUCUGAAUUUUGUGCGAAGCAUUGGCAACGUUGACAUCCCACCCAAAGUACCAGCGUCCGCUCUGGCCGACCUGCGUGUAGGACUGGAGGAGGACAGACGUGAAACAGGCAGCAGCUUUCUCACUGCCUGCUUUUCCCAGCCUGGAGCUGGAGAUGACUUUAGGAAGAAGGCUCUUGCUCAAAAGGUGUGUUUGGAGAAUGCUGUGAUGGAAGGGGUGACGAUCACUGGAGUAAUCAGAGUGGCGAACAUUGCCUUUGACAAAACGGUGCAGGUGCGCUACAGCACCGACAGGUGGACUACCUUUCACGACAUAGCCGCAUCUUAUGUCCUGAACUCUUGCGAUGGACCAACGGACAGAUUCUCCUUCAGCAUUGUGGCGCCUGCAGUCUUUGAUGUAGGAUUCAGGUUGGAAUUCGCCAUCGCCUAUUCCACCAGCUGUACAGUGUUCUGGGACAACAAUGGUGGCAUGAACUAUGCAUUUGAAUGUUUUGCAAAGACAGUCCCCACGGAAGCAGAGAAUACGUGGAUGUCUUUUUUGUAAGGGGUAAACAGCAUUUGUUUCUGAAUGUAGUUGAAGCGUGUCACUAUACAUUGAUCGUUGUUAGAUUCCCAGAUGAUGAUCUGGGAUCCCGUGGGUCUUAACAAGAUAUACGAUUUAAGACCCUUUGCCACUUCGCGCUUUCCUCACCAGUUGCCUGACAAAAUGGUAAUGGGCAAUCGGUUAAAACCCCGGCUCUAUAUGCAACGACAUAGAAAUAGUGUUGCUUUCAAAUGGUCUGUGUACUACAAACAUUUGUUUAAGGAGAGUGUUUAUUUUCAUUAAAAAAAACCCAUUGAAUUGACAUACGCUUAAUAAAACAUUAAAUCAUUA